CUCACAGUACGAAGGAGCUCUACACCGGGAAAAGUUUACCUCCAACUAUUACACUUGGCUUAAAAGAGGGAGAAACAGCAGAGAUGGCGACUGAAGCGCGGCAGCUGCCCCAUCUCCACCUGGCUGAGCUCACCGCAUCGCAGUUCCUGGACAUCUGGAAACAUUUUGACGCAGACGGAAACGGUUACAUCGAGGGAACGGAGCUGGAGGACUUCUUCAAAGAGCUGGAGACUGCAAGACGAGGAGCAGGCGUGGAUCCUUCACAUGCUGGGUUCAAAGAAAACAUGAAGGAGUUCAUGGCCAAUUUUGACAAGAAUGCUGAUGGGAGAAUAGAGCUGUCAGAGCUGGCUCAGAUUCUGCCUGCAGAGGAAAACUUCCUGCUCUGUUUCAGAGAAUUUGUGCAAUCCAGUUCUGAAUUCAUGGCCGCCUGGCGGAAGUAUGACACUGACCGGAGUGGAUACAUUGAGUCAAAUGAACUGAAGAGCUUCCUGUCUGACCUGCUGAAGAAAGCUAACAGAAGCUAUGAUGACAAGAAGCUCAAUGAGUACACACAGACAAUUCUGAGGAUGUUUGAUCUUAAUGGAGACGGUAAGCUGGGCCUCUCUGAGAUGGCAAGCAUCUAACCAUUUUUUUUUUUACUUCUCUCUCCUUUUACACAGGGCAUCAAGCUCAAAGUUGCAGAAUUUGACUCCAUCUUCACCUUCUAUGAUAAGGAUGGUAACGGGUACAUCGAUGAGCAGGAGCUGGAUGCUUUGCUGAAGGACCUCUGUGACAAGAACAGAAUGGAUGUGGACUCAUCAGGACUGGGGGGAUACAAGAAGAGCAUCAUGUCGCUGUCUGACGGGGGGAAACUGUACCGCACUGAGCUGGAGAUUGUCCUCUGCCGAGACUCUAUGCUGUGACCUCCCUGCCUGGGCACCCGCCACCCUCCCCUACUAUCUCCUCCUUCCUACCUCCUGGUGCAUGAUCCAUAACUUCACUACAACACUUAGAGUGAAAACAAAAGUGCUCCUGAAAGCACAAAGUUUACUGAUGGUCCUGCUGUGUUAGCUUUAUAUUCCUAUUCCAGGCAUUUUUUUUUACUUGUAGUUCCAUAGUGUAAUAUAUGGCAACGACUAGACUAAUACGUAUAUGUGUAUUUAUUUAUUUGACUUACCAUUUUAUUAUGCAUUUAGAUUUUUACAUUUAUUCCAUAUAUAAUAUUUUCCUCCCUUACUGAAUUUAAAAAAGAAUACUUUUGCUCAUGGAGCAUCUGUUCAUUUAUCGUAUUUAUUUCUAUUUAAUAUGAGCUUGUUUUA
This is a messenger RNA of Monopterus albus (swamp eel), 1298 nucleotides long. RefSeq names its product calretinin. The transcript has 10 exons. Gene Ontology annotation, molecular function: calcium ion binding. Gene Ontology annotation, biological process: regulation of presynaptic cytosolic calcium ion concentration; regulation of long-term synaptic potentiation. The record is from RefSeq and is a predicted model, not a curated record. Gene Ontology annotation, cellular component: cytosol; dendrite; nucleus. Lineage: Eukaryota; Metazoa; Chordata; Actinopteri; Synbranchiformes; Synbranchidae.